GGCUGCGAGAUGGGGAAGAUGGCGGCGGCAGUGGCCUCUGUAGCGACGCUGGCAACAGAGCCUGGGGAGGACGCCUUUCGGAAACUUUUUCGCUUCUACAGGCAAAGCCGGCCCGGCACCGCAGAUCUAGGAGGGGUCAUCGAUUUCUCGACGGUCCACACAGCCCGCGGCAUGGGUCCUUAUGCCCACAAGGUGGUAAGAUCUCAGCUAAGUGUGUCCUCAGUCAGUGAGCACAAUGCACGUAGAGCAGGACUUCAGCCCGUCAGCAAAUGGCAAGCUUAUGGACUUGAAGGCUAUCCUGGAUUUAUUUUUAUCUCAAAUCCCUUCCUCCCUGGUUACCAGUGGCACUGGGUGAAGCAGUGCCUGAAGUAUUAUUCCCAAAAACCUAAUGUAUGUAACCUGGACAAACACAUGGCUAGAGAAGAGACCCAAGAUCUGUGGGAACAGAGCAAAGAGUUCCUGAGGUGUAAAGAAGUGAAUAAGCGACAGCCUCGAAGUUUACUAGAGAAACUACGUUGGGUGACCCUGGGCUACCAUUAUAACUGGGACAGUAAGAAAUACUCAGCAGAUCAUUAUACACCUUUUCCUUCUGACCUGGCUUUCCUCUCAGAGCAAGUAGCUGCUGCCUGUGGAUUUCAGGGUUUCCGAGCUGAAGCAGGUAUCCUGAAUUACUACCGCUUAGACUCCACACUGGGAAUCCACGUAGACAGAUCUGAACUAGAUCACUCCAAACCCCUGCUGUCAUUCAGCUUUGGACAGUCUGCCAUCUUUCUCCUGGGAGGUCUCAAAAGAGAGGAGGCCCCCACAGCCAUGUUUAUGCACAGUGGUGACAUCAUGAUAAUGUCAGGUUUCAGCCGCCUCUUGAACCAUGCAGUCCCUCGGGUCCUUCCAAAUCCAGAGGGGGAAACCCUGCCUCACUGCCUAGAGAUGCCUCUCCCAGCUGUCCUCCCCAGAGAUUCAGUAAUAGAGCCCUGUUCUGUGGAGGACUGGCAGGUGUGUGCCAGCUACUUGAAAACUGCUCGUGUUAACAUGACUAUCCGACAGGUCCUGGCCACAGGUCAGGACUUCCCUUUGGAAUCUAUGGAGGAGAAAAAAAGAGAUAUCACCACCGAAGGUGUCUGCCAUCUGGAUGACCAGAAUAGCCCAGCAAAACGGGCUAGGAUCAACCCUGACAGCUGAGACCUGGAUAUCCCAUUCUUGACUAAUACAGUUCUUAUAGUAAAUGACCACACUAUUAAUACUGAGUAGGUAAUAUUUUGUAUUGCCAUGGAUUUUUGCACCAGGAUAAGCCAAAAACAGACAGAAAAACUAAUCAUUGAUCACACUGUUGCCUUGGAACCCAUUCUGAAGUCUUCAGAACCACUUCACUAAGAGAAGUGUUUGACUUCGUCCAGUCCUACUUAGAUGUUACUUACGUGUUUUGAAAACUCAACGCGGGAAGGUAUUGUUCUUCUACAACAACCUUCUCAGCCUCUACCAUUACCUCUCAGGGCGGGAGAAGUGAGUUUCCGUGUCUGCAGAGUCUUUAAAUACCUCAGAUUUUAUCAAUGGCAACCAUAGUACUCCUGCCCCCCAUUUCUGGUGAUUUGGGGUAGUUGUGAACCAGCCAUUAAUCUCUUCUCAACUCCUACAGUUACCAUCAAAUUCUUCCGUCUUCUAGAAUCCUAUGCAUAUUAACAGAGUGGAACUGGCAAUCCUCUCCCCUAGGAAAGAACAUAAUCACAACUCUCUGCCUAAAAAAUCUAAAAACUCAAGGAAAGGGGAACAGUAGUUUCUCCACCUGUCCAUUUUCAUCCCCAAACUUCUAUUGGCUUUUUAAUGCAGUUUUAGUUGAACUAAAAAAGUCCUGAGGGGGGUUUCUUGUUCUUUUUUCCAUGAAUAAAGUUACUCCAUUUUAAAUUAAAGAUCUGUAUCUGUCCUUGCAAGUUAGUGUACCCGGGAUUAGUAUUUCUCCCUUUAUUUAUUUAUUUUUUGCUAUAUUGUUCAUGCUAUUUAACCCUCCAGCUGUUUCUGCCCUGCCCUUGCUAUUCUUUGUGGCUGUUUCACCAAAGAGAAUAUUCUUUGAUACGCCAAUCACUGCUGUCUCCUCUGAUGGUGGGCUUGGAAAACGCAUGAGGCACCUGGUGUUAGUCUUUAUACCCUCCCAACAACUCGACUCACUACACCCUGAGCCAAGUUCUUCAUAUUUCUAUGGACCUUGGUUUCCUUGAUUAAAAAAUGAAGAUAAUGUUAGCUGCAAUCUUCUUGAGUAAUUUAAUGCUCCUUUCUGGAAACAUGAUGUGGCAAUAUUGUUUUAUUACUAUUUGGGCUCUAGAAACAUCCUUAUUGGGUGGCUCCCAUAACUCAGUGGUUAAGGUGCCGGCCACAUACACCAAUGCUGGUGGGUUCAAACUCUGCCCCAGCCAGCUAAAUAACACUGACAACUGCAACAAAAAAAUAGCCAAGCGUUGUGGUGGGCGCCUAUAGUCUCAGCUACUUGGGAGGCUGAGGCAAGAGAAUCGCUUAAGCCCAAGAGUUGGAGAUUGCUGUGAGCUGUGAUGGCACAGCACUCUACUGAGAACUACAUAGUGAGACUGUCUCAAAAAAAAAAAAAGUCCUUAUUUACUUGCUUGUGUGGAGCACUGGCUAGAAGCCACUUUGAUUGCUGCUUGCGACAUGUCUUGCUGAAUUUGUAUCUCUCUUCUGUUCUGCCUUUCUUUUUAAUUGCUGGCAUCGAAUAUUGAAUUCAUAUGGUAAUAGCAGGUGUCUUUUUAAGGAUACAAAUUAAUAUGGAUCCACCCCUUAUAUGUAAGCUAAGUUCUAAAAUUAGCAGAUGAUAGGGAAUUUUUAUAUAAUUAAAAUUACCAGUGGGAAAAAUCCCUCAAAUUUUCUACAGUGUACUUUAAAUACAACCCAUCAGAAGCCAACAUACUACCGUAAAAUAAAUCCAACAGAGACAGUUCACCCUUCCCAUUAAAACGAUUGCUCUGGCUCAGCACCUGUAGCGCUAGCCACAAACACCAGAGCUGGCAGGUUCGAAUCUAGCCUGGGCCUGCCAAACAACAAUGACAACUACAACCAAAAAAAAAAAAAAAUAGCCAAGCAUUGUGGGGGGCACCUGUAGUCCUGGCUACUUGGAAGACUGAGGCAAGAGAAUCACUUAAGCCCAAGAGUUUGAGGUUGCUGUGAGCUGUGAUGUUACAGCACUCUACUGAGGGUGACAUAGUAAGAUCCUAAAAUGGUUGCUCUUUGAGUAUCAGUUAAAGGUGUUAGCUUAUGUUAGUGUUAUACAAAAAAUAUAUAUCCGAAUUGCGAUUCACACUCCAUGAAGCAAAAUGUUUAUGCUGUGAGAAGCAAGUGGAAACUGGGGCCAUCCUAUAGAAUAGCAGAGUCCUAUCUCCCAUUCUUUGCCCCCCUCUAGGAUAUGUGCUCACUGAGUGGGAUGGUGAGUAGAAUUGUUUGCACAAUGAAAUUAUCUGUUGCUAUAUUUAUUUUUAUAACAUGCAGUUGAAGAUAUAUAUAUAAUGCAACUCUAACUUAAGGUCUUUUACAGAAAAUUAUGUAAUCCAGAAAAGAAAAAUCAGUGGUUUUUCUACAUUUACCUGAGAGUGAUCCCUUUUGUUUAAAUGUCUCCAUACAUUUUUUAAGUCAGAGGGCAGUAAACAAUGACCCACCUCCUGUUUUUAUACUGCCCUGAGAAUAGUUUUUACAUUUCUAAAGGGUUGGAGGGCUGAGGUAAUCAAAAGAACAUUUUGUAACACAUGAAAAUUAUAAUAUUCAGAUUUUAGAAAGAUCAUAAAGUUUUAUUGGAACACAGCCACAUUAACUGAUUUACAUAUUAUCUAUAGCUACUUUCAUGGCGUAAUGACAAAAUUGAGCCUUUACAACAGAGACUGUUUAGUCUGCAAAGCGUAAAAGACAUGACCUGUUCCUUUACAGGAUAGUCUGUGAACACCUAGAAAGGAACCCAGACCCCUGGAAAGGACCCUAGAAAAGAACCUGAAACCAAGAUAAGGACCAAGGGGAAGGUGUUAUUUAGGAAUUUUUAUCAUUUUAUGCCAAAGGAAGAAAUAAUGUUAUAGUAGAUACUCAGUGUGAUCUGAGAUAAUGUUAAAAACGGGGUCACAAAUGCGUGGGGAAGUUGACACAGUAAUACUUUUUACUAGUAGGAAUGUGAAUUGCUCUAUCCUCUAAGGCACAGUUUGGCAUGUAAUGUGGAACUUUUCCUCUCUGAAAUGGUCUGGUUUGAUGAUAAGUUAUGUGGUCUUCCUAAUUAUGUUUUCAAAUAUAUACUCUUUGACCCACUGAAUUUCACUUUUAGGAAUUGAAUAAGGAAGUAAUCAUUAGCCAGGUAUGGCAGUGCACACCUGUAGUCCCAGCUAGUUGGGAGGCUGAGGCAGGAGGAUCACUUGAGCCCAGGAGUUUUGAGGUUGUAGUGAGCUCUGAUGACAUCACAGCACUCUUGACUGGGUAAGACCUUGUUUCAAAAGAAAUAAAAUAAAAAUAAGUAAUUUCUUGUGUCUAGACAUAGGUCCAAAAGGAAAAGGAAAUUAGAGCUAUCCAGAAAGAUUUCUGCACAAGAAUGCUUAUAAUAGUAAAAAUUUGAAAUAAGCUCAGUAUCUAGCAACAGGAUUUAGUUAAUUAAAUUCUUUUUUUUUUUUUUUUUCAACAAAUGAUUAUUGAGCACUAUUCUUUGACUAUACAAAGUACUUACCUUGGUGGAGCUUGUAUCCUACUGGAAAAUACAUUUUAAGGCCAGUCAUGGUGGCUCACGCCUAUAAUCCUGACAUUCUGGGAAGCCAAGGCAAGAGGAUCACUUGAGCUCAGGAAUUCGAGACAAGUCUGACCUCUCUACUAAACACUAUGGCUCCCAGCUAUUCAGGAGGCUGAGGCAAGAGGAUCGCUUGAGCCCAGGAGUUUGAGGUUAUUACGAGCUAUGAUGAUGCCACACAGCAUUCUACCCAGGGCGACAGAGUUGAGACUUCUGCCUCAAAAACAAACAACAAAAACAUACUUUAUAAGAAUAGUUAGAGGAAAGUACUCAUACUGUAUUUAUGUGAGAAAAUCCAAUUAUAAAACUGCAUAGUAACCUAAUUUUGUAUAGAAUGUUUACAUAAAGAAAAAUCGGAACAAUGUUUGUACCAGAAUGUGAAUAAUGGUGGUAUUACAGUUGAUAUUUAUUUUAUUUGUGCGUUUCUAUAUUUCUGAUUUUUCACAUUAAAAAUCUAUUUAAAUCAUCUUUUUAAGAAAAUAAUAAGUGUGUUUUUAUUAAGAUGAUACUCUUUGACCUGGUAAGUCUAUCUCUACCUGAGACUUAAUAAUGCAGGUCUAGGAGCAGCAACAACAUUGUCUAACAAGGUGGCAUGAUUGCUCACACCUGUAAUCCUAAGCCUUCUGAAAGACUGAGUGAGGCAGGUGCAUCACUUGAGUUCAGGAGUUCUGGACCAGCCUGAACAAGAGUGAGACCCAUCUUACUAAAACAGAAAAACUAGCCAGGCGUUGUGGCAAGUACCUGUAGUCCCAAAUUCCUGAGCCCAGGAAUUUGAGGUUGCUGUGAGCUAUGAUGCCAUAGGACUCUAGCCUGUGCAACAGAGUGAGACUCAAAAGGGAAAAAAACAAGGCCGGACACAGUGGCUCAUGCCUGUAAUCCCAGCACUUGAGAGGCCAAUGCAGAUGGAUUGCAUGAACUCACAGGUUCAAGACCAGCAUGAGCCAGAGCAAGACCCUAUUUCUAAAAAAUAGCCAGGCAUUGUGGCGGGUACCUAUAG
This is a messenger RNA of Nycticebus coucang (slow loris), 5747 nucleotides long. It is a transcript of the gene ALKBH1, whose product is annotated as alkB homolog 1, histone H2A dioxygenase. Bases 10 to 1179 code for a protein of 389 amino acids. Lineage: Eukaryota; Metazoa; Chordata; Mammalia; Primates; Lorisidae. Gene Ontology annotation, molecular function: oxidative RNA demethylase activity; broad specificity oxidative DNA demethylase activity; ferrous iron binding. Gene Ontology annotation, biological process: oxidative RNA demethylation. The record is from RefSeq and is a predicted model, not a curated record. The transcript is spliced from 6 exons. Gene Ontology annotation, cellular component: nucleus; cytoplasm.